Molecule: messenger RNA, 800 nt
Organism: Vicia villosa (hairy vetch)
Lineage: Eukaryota; Viridiplantae; Streptophyta; Magnoliopsida; Fabales; Fabaceae
Product: protein MAINTENANCE OF MERISTEMS-like
Exons: 3
Coding region: 27-800 (257 amino acids)
Source: RefSeq, a predicted model, not a curated record
UCGAUGUGACCUACCUCCGCUACUUCAUGGACCUGGAUACCGUUCACCAGUGGAACUGGGGGGCAGCUACUCUGGCAUACCUCUACCAGAAGCUGAAUGAGGCCUCCAACUGGAGGACGAGGCAGUUGGUCGGAUCCUGCACACUGCUUACGAGCUGGAUCAUCUCCUACUUCUCCCGCAUCCACGGCUUUCACAUCGAUCCUGCGUACGUGGACGCCAUGCCCAGGGCCGCCAGAUACGAUCUCCAGAGGGGGAACGAUGCGGUGGGACCAUACCGUCUGUACUUGGACCGCACGAUGCACGACGACGUCACCUGGAGGCCGUUCGUCGACUACGCUCAGAUUGUCCCCUUUGACGGCAUUGCUCUAUAUUCAGGCUGGUUGGCAUGCGGGACCGGCAUCAUGGUCCGGUAUCUCCCAGAGCGGUGCAUGCGUCAGUUUGGAUUCGUGCAGCGGAUACCCAGGUCACCGUUUGAGGCUGCUCCCGACACAGUGACCCGAGUGCAGCUCACUGCCAUAUGGGCGGAGUGGCAGCAGCAUGUGGUACCGCAGGAGUACCGUCUCACUCGGGUCACACAGGACUGGCACAGUGAGGAGGGGUACGUCACAUGGUUCUACCGGGUGUCCCAUCCUCUACUGAGACCCGACGUUCCCGGCGCUCCUAGGCCAGCACAUGAGGAGAUCCUGGAGAACCAGCAGGCCGAGGAUGACCACGCCAUUGAUCUCCUGCCGAUCUGCCAGCGGAUAGAGAUGCUUGGGCGGGACGCCUUGGAUCGGGGUGUCGUUCUUCAGGAUGGUUAA